AUGCAGUUGUUCGACAUAUUCACGGUUUGGCUCGGAGCUUUCUCAAUAUGCUUCACGUUUCUACCAUUAAUGAUGGUAUUGGAUUGGCGAAAACGUGGAACAGCUGAUGGGUUCAGUUCGGUCAACUUUGUGCUUCCGAUGCUCAUACAAUCCUGCUGGUUGCGACAUGGAUUUAUGACCAAUGAUAAUACGAACAUUAUCAUCAACUCCUUAAACCUGGUGUUUUUCGUUUUCUACAUUUCGGCGUUCGCCUAUUAUCAACCAAAACGGAAGUAUUUGGUUUUUCAACUCAUUGCGGCGGCACUCACCGUAAAACUCAUCUAUUCCUACGUUGAUUCGUUCGAGGAUGAUAAAAAAGCCGAUGCAAUGGGAAGCAUGGCUGCUGGAGCUCAAAUUUUUGGACUUGCUGGUGGAAUCUACGAGAUUAAAAGAGCCAUUAGUAUGGGAACAACUGAGUACAUCCCUGCUCAAUUCCAAUUCGCCCUGUUCACGCUAAUUGUUCAAUGGCUCAUCUUCGGAAUUGUGAGCGGAAAUCAAUUCAUUGCGAUUGCCAAUGCUGCUGGACUUCUUGUGAACAUUGCCACGAUUGCCUUGUACUUCAUCUAUCCUCCGCUAACAUGGACUGUUCCAAUUUUCAAAAUCAAGCCGAAGAGCAAGAAAGAAUAA
Messenger RNA from Caenorhabditis bovis, 666 nucleotides. NCBI's taxonomy places the organism in Eukaryota, Metazoa, Nematoda, Chromadorea, Rhabditida, Rhabditidae. The record is from the annotation of a GenBank genome assembly.